Rotaria sordida is the source of this 561-nucleotide messenger RNA. The record is from the annotation of a GenBank genome assembly. NCBI's taxonomy places the organism in Eukaryota, Metazoa, Rotifera, Eurotatoria, Philodinida, Philodinidae.
AUGUCAAAGUCGAUUUAUAAGGCAGAGAUAUUGUCCAAUAAUUCUGUUAUUGUUCAACUUAUAUCACAAUCAUCAUCAAUCACAGUUGCAACAUACGAUGGUCUUGCUCUAUCAUCUGUACUUAAUGAUUUUUCAGCUAAGAGUGGUCAUAUAUUGCAUAAUCAACGAUGUCUUAGAAGAACGACAAAAUGUACAUUUGACGAUACGUUCAAUCGUACAAUUGCUGUUCAACAUAUAAAAAUAAAAUCUAUGAACAAUUUUAGUGAUUAUAUAAUUAUUGUUCAACACGUUUUAUCUUAUAAUAUUCAAGUUUCAUCAUUUUCAUUGAUCAAAUUUCUUGUACUCAAUCGAUCGAAUAUACCAAGAACAGAGACAAUAAUCUAUGUAACAUUGAAUUCGUUAUCAUCUUCAUUUGAUAUCAAUAUCAGAAUUAGACGUUGUGAUUUAAUUGAUUCGCCAUUUUUACUAUUAUUUACUCGUAUGAUGUCAAAUAUGGUUCUUAUGGGUAUGAGUCAAUGUCAAGCAAUUGAUGAUGAUACUAUUCUUACUAUUAAGAAGUAA